ACCCAAUAAAGUGGGUAAAGAGUUGCAAACCUUCAUCUUAUGCUCAGUCAUCGAGCUAACGUGCGCGUUUCGCGUGUCUUCAGGAACAGUAGAAAGUGUCAUCUUGAGGCUGUUUGAACCGAAACCAUGGCCAAGGACAUGACUCUGCUGUGGGGCAGCGGUUCUCCUCCCUGCUGGAAAGUCCAGAUCAUGCUGGAGGAGAAGCAGCUGCAGGGCUACAACCAGAAACUGCUCUCCUUUGACAAAAUGGAGCACAAAUCCCAGGAAGUUCUAGAUAUAAACCCGAGGGGUCAGCUUCCAUCGUUCAAACACGGAAACAUCAUCGUGAACGAAUCCUACGGCGCCUGUUUUUACCUGGAGAGCCAGUUUAAAAACCAGGGAACCAAACUGAUCCCAGAUGACACCGAUCAACAAGCUCUGAUGUACCAGCGCAUGUUUGAAGGCCUCACAUUCUACGAUAAAGCUGUUACCGUUAUCUACUAUGAAUAUUACGUCCCUGAAGGAGAGAGGCACGACUCAGCUGUGAAGAGAAACAAAGAGGCUCUGGUCACUGAGCUGAACCUCUGGGAAGGAUACCUGCAGAAGCUGGGCUCUGGCUCUUACCUGGCGGGACCGUCUUUCACACUGGCCGAUGUGGUUGUUUUUCCGACUGUUGGUUAUCUUUUCCGAUCUGGGUUGUCUGCUGAGCGCUACCCUAAACUGGGAGAAUACUACGCUCUGGUGAAGGAGAGACCCAGCGUCAAAGCCAGCUGGCCUUCUCAUUGGCUGGAGGACCCAAAGGGAGACGAGGACACCCUGAAGGACAUCUGAUAUUUACACUCUCUUUAUUGUGAUGUUCUGGUGUGACCUCUAAUGCAACGCUUUUGCUUUUGUCUACUAAAAGCUUAACUAACAGCUUGAUGAAUAUGAUACAGCUCAGAUUUUGAUUAUUGGUGCUGUGAAAGAAAUUGUUGGCUUAUUAAAAAGUUAUGAAUACAUUUGAGAAUUACAGGUGCAGCUUGUGUUGCCCUCAUACACUGUGUGUAUAACUAACAUGAAUCUGUGUUGACUCACACGUGCAGGCUACUACACCAAAGGUUUCUAAUGCAUUUAGAGUUCCUGUGAGGUCAGUGAGUGUUAAUGCAUUCAUAUCAGUUAGCAUUUCUUGGAGACUCUCUGCUGUCAUACUGUAUUAGCUGAUAUAUUGAGGCUAUAAUAUAAUUAGUGUGCACUGUAGAUUUCAAUCUCACAUCCUUGUCCCAGUAGAAAAGGUGGACAGAGUCGUUGAGGAUGAGACCUCUGUGUUCAUAGAAAUCACAGAAGUGGCUUGCUCUGCACAAAAGUAGCUCAGAUAUCCUGCAUUGUUCAAGAUUGCAUCCUUUGCAUGAUUUUUGCAUUUUCACUUUCAUGCACAGCCUCUUGGAGACACACCAGCCAUACUGUAUGUUCAACUAUGUCACUUAAACAGUAGAUAUAUAUCUGGUUUGCAGAAGUAUUUUUUUUUUAUGAUUGUGAACAUGGAUUUAUAUCCUACACACUGGAGAAGUGCAAGUUUGAUCCAAUUUCUGGUCCUUGUCUUUGCCCUUUGAUCUAAUUUAAAUGCUGAUGAUUACAGGAAUAACUGUUAUUUCAUAUGGAAGAGAUGAAAUAUCCAUCAUGGGGCUGACUCAGUCCUAAAGCUUCUACUGAUAAGAACAGAAGAAAUAAACUGUUUAUGGGGA
Molecule: messenger RNA, 1700 nt
Organism: Acanthochromis polyacanthus (spiny chromis)
Lineage: Eukaryota; Metazoa; Chordata; Actinopteri; Pomacentridae
Product: glutathione S-transferase A-like
Exons: 6
Coding region: 127-810 (227 amino acids)
Biological process (GO): glutathione metabolic process
Molecular function (GO): glutathione transferase activity
Source: RefSeq, a predicted model, not a curated record